This is a messenger RNA of Doryrhamphus excisus (bluestripe pipefish), 2081 nucleotides long. It is a transcript of the gene yrdc, whose product is annotated as yrdC N(6)-threonylcarbamoyltransferase domain containing. The record is from RefSeq and is a predicted model, not a curated record. Gene Ontology annotation, biological process: regulation of translational fidelity. Gene Ontology annotation, cellular component: cytoplasm. Gene Ontology annotation, molecular function: tRNA binding; double-stranded RNA binding; nucleotidyltransferase activity. NCBI's taxonomy places the organism in Eukaryota, Metazoa, Chordata, Actinopteri, Syngnathiformes, Syngnathidae.
CGGAAGAGCUCACUUUCAUGACAUCAGGCGGCAACAUGUUUCUGACAAGUCUUCUCUUCUCACGCUUUUCAUGAAGUAUUUUUGGAGCUUUGCUGUUAAAUUUACUAAAUAUCGAGCGGCACACUCUUCUUCCACAGUAGUUUGCCGAGCCGGACCUGAAAUAAUGUGCAAACAGCUGAAGACCAAAGUGCUUCAUUUGUCACCCGCGACUGGUGACGAGCCUUCGUUUGUUACACAGAAAGCCCGGACAGACCUUGCCGGCAUCCUGAGCUGCACGGUGAAGGCUCUGCAGGACGGCCAUGUUGUCGCUGUACCCACCGACACCAUCUACGGCCUGGCGUGUCUGGCCCAGAACUCUGGUGCUGUGCGGAGGAUCUAUGACAUCAAAGGCCGGAAUGAGCAGAAGCCUCUUGCCAUAUGUGUGGGAGACAUCCGGGAUAUAUACAAGUACUGUAAGGUGAAAGUAACGGAGGAGCUGCUAGGUGACCUCCUGCCGGGUCCUGUUACCCUAGUGUUUGAAAGAUCGGAUAUACUGAACAAAGAGCUCAACCCUUUCACUCAACUUGUAGGGGUCCGUAUUCCAGACUGUACUUUUAUACAACACCUUUGCCAGAUGUGCGGCGAGCCUCUGGCGCUCACCAGCGCCAACGUGAGCGCACAAACGAGCACUGUGGCCGUCCAUGAGUUUCAGGAUCUUUGGCCCAAACUAGCAAUAGUAGUGGACGCAGGACCAAUAGGAGACCAGAGUCGCCUCGGGUCAACCGUAGUAGACCUAUCAGUACACGGCAAGUACCGCAUCAUCAGAGCUGGCUGUGCCUUUUCUUCCACGGUCGAUGUGCUGGAAGGUAAAUAUGGACUCUCCUCUGCGGAUUUGGGAUAGUACCCCCUCACUGAAGUCAACACAUUGGCUGGAACGCACAACAAGCCUUAUUUUUUCUAUGGGACUACAGAUUUUUUUUUUCCCUGGGAACAUUGGACUCUGGAAUGACUCUACGGUUAUAAAGCUGACUGCUUAAAAUAUUUUUAUAAGGGUGUGAUUGUUUUAUUUAUAUGGCGUCAUUAUUUUCGUCCUUAUCGUGGGACCGUGUGGAAUUUUUCCUCCAUCUUGUUUCUGUCUCCUUCCUGUACCUUUUAACCAUGUGUAAGGUUGCGAGGGAUGGGAUAGUUAUAUUACAUUUUUUUACAAUUGUAUUAUUAGGGCUGUCAAAUGAUUACAAAUUUUAGUCAGUUUUGAAUUUAAUCAUUAGCAACUCCGUCAUAUGAAAUAUUUUACAGAAUUGAACAGAAAGAUGAAUGACAGGAUAGGAUUAUAUAUGUUUGUAUGUGUUAACAGCUCCAAAUGAACUGAAUAUGUCAAUCUAAAAAUCAGUCUAAUGCUAGUAAUAAUAGCAGAACAUUUGAAUCACACUUUAAAUCAAGUUAUUAUGAGCAAUGAGUAAUUGCGGUCAGCGACGUCAUAUAAUUUUAAGAUAUAAUUUACUUAUUUUCAGUAUACUUAAAUGUAGCAAAUUGUACAUUCGAAUUAAGAGUUAUUAUUUUCACCUCCAUGUUUUUUGAAGCUGUUCGGUAUGUCCCUGAAUGCAUCUUGCGUUCUUGUAAUGACAAUGAGGAAGUGUCGUUCCCAGGAUGAUCAGACUAAAGACGUGUGUGUGAAUCGGAGAUACAUACAGUAUAUGGUGUUGGAAUUGUACUGCUGUUGAUGUGUUCAGGUGAGAACGAAGCUAGAAAAGCGCUCCAAUGUGAUUCAGUCUGCCUUCUUAACAGAAAGGCGUUGUUGCUCUGCUGCACAUGCGUUAAUUACACAAAAAGAAUUAAGGUAAUUAAUGAAAUAGAUUAGGUAAGAUCCGCUGUGGCUACUCCGUAAUCAGGAAAAAGCGGAAACAAACAAAAUGACGUUAACGCGUUAUUUUUGACAGCCCUAAUUAUUAUGCAAUAUAGUAUAUAUUAUUAGAAGCUGGGAAUUCAAUGUUAACCUUGCCUUUUGGGAAGGUCAAUGCCUUCAUGCAUGUUAAAAACUGUUAACCUAAGUUAAAUCUUUAUAAUAAAAUUCUACGUAUUUACCAACAAAUUAUGACUUGUCU